UAUGCCUAGUUAGUCUAGUUCAGGCAUGUGAAACUAGAAACAUUCCUAGGUUUCAAGCAUCUAGUGAGCUAAGAAGACAUGGUGGCCACACUUUUGAGUGCUUCCCAGAUUUGUCUGCUUAUUUGUAUUUUAUCUAGAGGACAUUUUAUAGAAGCUUUACAAGACAUUAGCAAGUACAUAAAACACUAUGAAGGCCUGUCUUAUGACCGAGAGAUCUUAAAACAACAACACCAGCGUAUCAGACGCGAGACACAUCUAAACAAUCAAGAGCUUCAUCUAGACUUCAACGCCUUUCAAAGGGCAUUCCACCUCCGUCUCAAGCCAAAUGUAAAUGGCUUCACUGAAGAUUUCAAGGUCCAGUCAGAAGAUGAAUCUCAGAUGGUGGAUCUCUCUCACAUAUUCUCAGGAGUACUAGAAGAUGACAGUGAAUCCUCAUGUCAAGGUUCUGUUGUUGAGGGUCAGUUUGAAGGCUCCAUCACAACAGCCAAUGGCACGUUUUACAUCGAGCCCACUGACAGAUACUCCACCUCCAACACUGACCACCAUUCCAUCAUUUAUCAUGAGGAUGAUGUGGACAGCACUCCCUUGAGAGGCGGUCUUGGCUUCUGUGGUGCCGAGCGGCUGCAGCAUCUUGUCCAAAACCACCAAGAGGUACCACUCUCCAGGUCAAAACGGAAGGUCGACCAGUCCAAAACCAGCUGUCUUCUGCACCUCCACGCAGACCACCGCUUUUACAAACGCUUUGGAAGUGUUGAGGCUGUUGUGGCUCAGGUUGCCUCCUACAUGAAAGCAGUAAAUGACAUUUAUGACAAAGCUGACUUUGAUGGCAUAGAGCUGGUCAACUUCAAAGUGAAAUUCCUUACCGUGAUCACAGAGGAAGAUCCCAACAGUCCUUUGGACAAGACUCACAUUGGGCCUGAGAAGCUGUUGAGUCUGUUUUCCGAGAUGAACUGGAACGACUACUGCCUGUCUUAUCUCUUGACCAACAGAGACUUCAGCGGGGUUCUUGGCCUGGCCUGGGAAGGAAAAGAAGAUGACUGGGGAGGAAUCUGCUCUGAGAUGAUCAUGAAGGAUGGUCGCAAUUCCAGCCAUAACACUGGUUUAAUCACCCUUCAGAACUAUGGCUCCUACCUUUCUCCCAAACUCGUGCACCUGACCUUUGCCCAUGAGCUGGGCCAUAGUCUUGGAGCCCCUCACGAUGAGGGUUCUAAAUGUGGAAGCCUGGAGAUCACUGGUGGCAAAGGAAGGUUCUUGAUGUUCCCUCAAGCCACCAACAAGAUUGAGGAGAACAGCGACAAGUUCUCCCCUUGCAGCCUGCAGCACAUGAGUCACAUUCUGAAUGAAAAGAAGGACAGAUGCUUUGUAGAUAGUGAGCAGCCCAUUUGUGGGAACCGCAUCGUAGAAGAGGGUGAGGAGUGCGACGUGGGCCACAAUGAAAGUGACCCAUGCUGCUACAGCUCGAAGGAACCUUCAGGCAUUGAAUGUCGACUGAAGCCUGAAAAACAAUGCAGUCCUAGCCAGGGUCUGUGCUGCAGCUCCCAUUGUGCCUUCAAGGAAGCUGGGCUGAUGUGUGAACGCCACUCUGAGUGUCGCAACCAAAGUGUAUGCUCCGGUUCCUCUGCUGUUUGUCCAGAACCUCCCGCCAAGCCAAACAUGACAACAUGCAGUGAUGGCACACGUAUCUGUUUCAGUGGGGAAUGUGGCGUGUCUCUCUGCGCAUUGUACAACAUGGUGCAAUGUGACUGUCCGGGAGAGAACAAGACAGAGAAAUGCCACAUGUGCUGCCAGCAGAGAGACAAACCUAAUACCUGCGCAAGCACCACUUCUUCGGUUCUUUUGGACUACUUUGGUGGGAAACGUGUGGCUUUGGUUCCUGGAUCGCCCUGCUCUGGAAACAGAGGCUACUGCGACAAGUUUAAAUUCUGCAGAAUUCUAGAUGCUGACGGCCCAAUUGCAAGGCUCAAAAAUUCUUUCCUCAAAUUGGAUGAGUUUGAUGACCUGGCCAGUUGGAUGAAGGCACAUUGGUGGGCAAUUCUUCUGGCUAUUCUCACCAUUUCAGCAGUAAUGGCUGGGGUUAUCUGUGUUUUUGGACAGUCCCUUGAGAUUGAUGACGACAGGUAAAUAUCUCUCCACUCGGGGCCUUCCAACUGGCAAGAAACCCCUGCAAGCAAGAAAAUGUUCAAAACACAUAGACAGAUACACAGCUGAGAGUCAUGCACAGCAUCUGUCCAAACAUGAUUUGCCUCUUUCACUCAUAUGUCUCACACCAUUGGUCUUUACAAAGUUAUUUUAUCUCCAGUGCUGUUUUGAGGAUUGAAUACUGUCCAACUUUUAACUAUAAAUCAUUGAUCUCAUUAACUUUGUACACAAUGUCACCUACAUUUAUCUCAGAGAAAUCCAAGAACAUGACAUUCUGAGAAUUUUGAGAAAGCCAAAUAAUCUCAACAUACACAACAGAUGGCUGUAGUUUCAUGGAAAGCUAGAAUAAACAACAGGUUUUUGGGAAUGCUACAAUAAAAUACAAUAUGUGUCAACCUGCAAAUGGCUUACUUUUGGUUGUCUCUGCAUAUUUGGUUCCUCCGGAAAUCACCGGUUCAAAACUAUAUCAGCAAGUUCAAAAUUUCGUGUUUUGCAAUCUUUUGGCUAUCGCGACACCAGUUUGUUUGAGUUGCUGGAUUUGCUUUCAUGAUUUUAUCUCUUUGUGUCAUCCUUGGGGUGGUUACCAAGAUAAGCAUAGAGAACUAAGUGACAUUUAAGCUUGAAUGGGGUAAAAAAAGGUCAAGAACUAUUUAAUAGGAAAUUGUAGUUUUUUUGCAUGUUCAACUAAUAUGAAAGUGUAAAUAAUUAAAAUAGUGAGGCUAAUUCGUAUGAGUAGUAUGUGCUCCAAGAAUUUAACAAAAAAUACAUAUGCAAAAUUAAUGUAUAAAACAUUUCAAGUUCAGACAUUAAAAAAAGGCAUACAUUUAGCUCAAAGAUAGAAUUUUUUUUUAAUAGUUUUUCACAGUGUACAGUUCAUUUUAUUGAUGUACAUCAUUUUUCAUGAAAAAAAUGUAUAAAAUGUUGUAGCAUUUUGUAUGAUGUAGUAUACAGAGUAAAUGUCAGUUCCAGUAUUUUUAUGGAAUAUUUUUCCUGCUUAUGAAUGUCGAUUACCUAUAUAAAGUGCAAAAGAGGAAAAAAAAGAAACUUGUACCAAUAAUAAAACAUAUUCAACACAA
Molecule: messenger RNA, 3215 nt
Organism: Megalobrama amblycephala (Wuchang bream)
Lineage: Eukaryota; Metazoa; Chordata; Actinopteri; Cypriniformes; Xenocyprididae
Product: disintegrin and metalloproteinase domain-containing protein 10
Biological process (GO): membrane protein ectodomain proteolysis; Notch signaling pathway
Cellular component (GO): plasma membrane
Molecular function (GO): metalloendopeptidase activity
Source: RefSeq, a predicted model, not a curated record